CGGCCGAUAUAGAUAUAUCUCUUUUAUUUAUAAAUAAGACUUGACCGAGAUUUACGUAUUUCAAUUUUGUUAAAUAUGUGCGACUUGACAGUGAGAUGAGCAAAGUUUUAUUUGCAUUAUGACAAAAACGGAAUAUACUAAUAUGGGAAAAUUUCUCUUCCUUGUAUUGACAGCACUGAUUUUCAGCUAGAAGCUGAAAGUAGCAGUUUGAAUUUGAAUCCGGAGCCAGAGUGAGCCAGAGUAAGUUAGACAGUCAGACUAGUUAGACGCGAAGCCACGCAAAGAAGAUAUGCACCCGAAUUUGGCCGGACGUCGAUCGUCCACUAAUCCUGUACGGAUAUCAAUGUUCGAGCGAGAGGACAGGAAUUUAAUUAGAACUGACCGGCGAGCUACAGCAACGUUGAAGGGAGCUGCGAGCAUCGAAACUUCGCACAUUCCUCGACCUCGUUUCAGGAGCUCUUCCAGCGAUCGAGCGGGAUCACUCGGCAGAAAGUCGUCCUUCAUAAAAACAGCAGGUAAGAGUCUGCUACGUCAACAGACAAUGACUCCAGUCAUGCCUGAGAGGUCUUUGAUUAAACACAAUGCAGCGCUUACAGCGAGCUCGAGUAGGCUUCAUGUACCGUUACAAAUGAAUCGUUCGUCGUCUGCUGAUCGUGCCAGCAGCAGUAGUGCUAAAGGGCCCAGAAAGGACACAAGGCCCUUGAUGGAUAAAACUUAUCAGAUGAUGCUGGUAAAUAAGAUAGACGAUUUCUUCCGUGUAAACCAGCGAUCAGCGAUACUCAACAGCAAUGGCAGCUUGAAACCGAUCACUCUAAAGAUGUUUGUGGAAGUUUCUGACUAUCUGCUGAAAUUCUUUGAUGCUAAGCACGAGCUUACGAUAGCAAAUUAUGUGGAGGAGAUACCAAAAUGUGCGAAGAAGCUGCAUUAUCCUGGUACAAUCACCAAGUCAUGCCUGAAGACCGCUAACACGAUGCACUCAUGGCCUCACGUUCUUGGAUGGAUCGGCUGGCUGGUAGAAGCAUGCCAAAUGAGAGAAAUAGCGUUCGAUACCUAUACACUAAAAACUUUGCCGUUUAUGGGAACUGACCAAGAAGGUCAGAGCUCUAGAGCAGAGUUUCUAGCACUGUUGGAGUGCUAUAAACUUUGGAAUGACGAAAAACAUGAGGAGGAAGCAGAUUUGCUGGAAAGAUAUCUGCAGGAUGUUUUAAUACAACAGGGAAUCACUGAGGAGGAUAUAAUUCAAGCACGUAAAGAGCUAGAGGAGGACACAUUAAAGUUACACAUGAUGGAAGAAGAAAAUAAAGAAGUUGACGAGAAAGUCGAACAAUUAAAAAGGAAACUGGUGUCUCUGCAAGCCAAAGAAGCCACGCAGUUGAGCAACAUCAAGGCCAAGGAAGAGUACAUAAAAGAGAUCUCUGCUGAGAAGAAACAGUUAAAUGCAGACUGCAAAACUUCAAACGAUCAACUUCAAAAAGGUAAUGUAGAAUACGAAAAGUUAGUCUCGACCGUGAAGAAUCAACCCAUGUCAAAGGCUGAGAAGGAGAACAUCUUAAAAAAGUGCUCGGAAAUUCAAAACUAUAUGCAUGAAUUUGACAAGCAUUUGGAGGAGUAUGAAAAAGAAUUGUACACUUUAGAUAUCAAAUUCGCGUCCUUCAAUAAUAAUCUUAAUAAAGCGAUAUUGGCAUACAACAAGGAGGUCUUCAUGCACAUUGAUAACGCCUUUGAUAUAAACUUUGACGAAUUGAAGCUCCCAGAGAAAGGAUUGUUGAAUCCAAAGAUAAUGGAUACACUGGAAGAAAAAGCUGCUCUAACGAAAACGUUUACAAAUCUAUUAGCGAAACAGUGUAUCGAGACACAGUCUCUCAUUCAUUCUGACACAUUGGAACUGAAGAAGCUGCAAGAAAAGAUCAAAUCACUGCCAGAUGAAGAUCACAUGAAACAAGAGAAGUCUGCCAUCAGUAAGCUGAAGGCAGACAAGAAGAAAAAGAAGGCAGAUCAGAUAAAGAAGAUAGAUGUUUUGAAAAAGGAGAUUAAAGAUAUACAGGAUGCAAUGCCAGAUAUCAAUAAGAUCGAUCUCGAGAUAGAAGAGGCUACCGAAAAAUUGGAGGCGGUCAAUAGAAGGAAAGUAUUUCUGGAGGCGUCCGCCAAACGGUUCUUCGACGAGUUGUAUCAAAUUCUCAAUGAGCACAGAGGCGAGGUUUAUGAUCUCUUGGCAAAAUACAAGGAUCAUACAUAAACAACGUCGUAUUUUUUUUAAAAAGCAGAAAAAUAUUUCUAUCAGGAUCAGCUGAAGAUUCAACUUCUGAAUAAUUUCUUGGUUUUUAAAAAAAAAUUUCAUUGUACUUUAUGUUACAACAUAUAUUAAAUAUCUUAAAAAGUACAAUAAAAUUUUUUUGUUUGUUUGUGGAAGUUUCUGACUAUCUGCUGAAAUUCUUUGAUGCUAAGCACGAGCUUACGAUGGCAAAUUAUGUGGAGGAGAUACCAAAAUGUGCGAAGAAACAACGUCCUAUGGUUUUAAAAAAAAAGCAGAAAAAUAUUUCUAUCAGGAUCAGCUGAAGAUUCAACUUCUGAAUAAUUUCUUGGUUUUUAAAAAAAUUUCUUGGUUUAAAAAAAAGCAGAAAAAUAUUUCUAUCAGGAUCAGCUGAAGAUUCAACUUCUGUAUUUAUAAAAUUCUUUUAUUAAAAAAAUCUUUGUACAACGAAAAUUGAGCUCAAACUAACAUACAAAAGGCAAAAAAAGAAACAUUUUAAUAAUAUUUUAUAUUUCGCUGAGCUUAAUUCUUUGUAUUUAUAAAUACUUUUUCCCUCUCUCGUUCGCUCGUUUCCUCCUUUUUGUAAAAUGAUACAAGAGAGUUCUGGUAUGUAAAAUAUUUUUAUUCUAUUAGUUCUAUAUAUGUCAUGACAAUAUAUGCAACUCGCAUCUUUCGCAUUUUUCUUCCCCCGUUUUUGCUCUUUAAAACAAGUUUUAAUAUAAUCUGUUGAGUUACAUAGCUGAAACAUGUGUCCCUUGACUCCACGAUGUACAUGAUACAACAUGAUAGUUGUCGAAUAACAGAAGGAGUGUUAACGAAUACUAUAAUACAUGUUACAUACAAGAUGGUACAAUAAAAUAUCCACCUUUCG
Messenger RNA from Ooceraea biroi (clonal raider ant), 3122 nucleotides. RefSeq names its product kinetochore protein Ndc80 (gene Ndc80). The record is from RefSeq and is a predicted model, not a curated record. Lineage: Eukaryota; Metazoa; Arthropoda; Insecta; Hymenoptera; Formicidae. Gene Ontology annotation, biological process: attachment of mitotic spindle microtubules to kinetochore. Gene Ontology annotation, cellular component: Ndc80 complex.